CGAUGAAUUACAUUGAUCGCGAUGCAGCGCGCAACGCAAGUGAUUUUAUUGUACCUAUCAGUUAUAUUUUGUGAUGGAGCAGAAAAUGAAUUUUGGCCAGGCUUGCCCGAAAUCAUAGAACCUCCCUACAUCGACAGAUUACCGCAAAAUAAGAAAGAUGCAGAUUAUGAUAAUGUGCCAAGUGCUCCUCAUUACAUUGACACGCAAAAUCAGAGAGUUGAAAAUUAUCCUGUGGAGGAUACAUCGAAUAUUCCGUAUUACGCCAAUACUCAAUCGAAAUAUACAGAAAGUACAUCACUUACUCCGUUUGAAGAUCGGGAAGGUAAUCCACAAAAUCUCACAUUUCGGCAUCGUCAAAAACCGAAAUUCCCUAUUGCUGGACUGGAUUCUUUGAGACCUAUCGAUGAAAGAUUCUGCCUGAAUAAAAUAUUUAACAGGAAUUCUUCACUGUCGAGUCCUGUUGAGUGCGCUCGUACCUGUCGGAAAGGCGAUCGCAAGAUCUGCUAUUAUAAUUUUCUUGCGGAAUAUUAUAUGAUUAACGGAAUGGCAUGCAAAUUGUGCAUUCCCAAUGCGAGUAAUGCUUUCUGCAGCAAUUGUGAAUGCGUACCUGCAGAUGGUAUCGAACGUUCAGCGAAUAUUAUAAAUAGACAGCUGCCAGGACCAGCUAUCGAAGUAUGCGAAGGUGAUCACGUAGUGAUCGAUGUGACGAAUCACAUGCCUGGCUCCGAGUUGACGAUUCAUUGGCAUGGUCUAUUUCAAAAAGAAUUUCAAUAUUAUGAUGGUGUGCCGCAUAUUACGCAGUGUCCCAUUGGGAAUGAUAAUACAUUUAGGUAUCAAUGGAGUGCAAAUAAUCCAGGAACACAUUUCUGGCAUGCACACAGCGGUUUGCAAAAGAUGGAUGGUAUUUUCGGUAAACUCAUCGUACGUCAAACUCCCGAACGCGAUCCUCACAGUCAUUUAUAUGAUUACGAUCUCUCCACUCAUGUUCUAAUCAUUAAUGACUGGAUGCACGAGCAAGCCGUGGCUCAUUAUCCUGGUAAACGUUUCAAUGAGACCGGUCAGAAUCCGGAUUCGAUACUCAUUAAUGGCAAAGGAAGAUACACGGAUAAAAAAACUGGAAUCACUACAAAUACUACAUUGGAAGUAAUAGAUGUAGAACCUGGUAAACGAUACCGUAUCCGAAUAAUCAAUGCAUUUUGCACGGUUUGUCCUGGUAUGCUCACGAUACAGAAUCAUAACUUGAGCGUUAUUGCUACAGAUGGUAUAAGUACCAAACCAAGAACGGUAGAUUCUAUCACAUCAUUUGCAGGGGAACGUUACGAUAUCGUUUUGCACGCCAACAAACCCAUCGGCUCUUAUUGGAUACAAGUUCGUGGUAUAGGAAUAUGCGCAGCGGAUGGUUUACAACAAUUAGCUAUCUUGCGUUAUAAAGGUGCAUCGAAUGAAUCACUAGAACCUGCUGAUUACUCUGAAGGUCUUUCUUCUCAAGGUAUUAAUUUGAAUCCAUUAAAUGCAAAUUGCGAAGAACCGACGAAAGAUCAAAUUUGCGUCAGUGAUCUGGCUAGCGUAGAGCCGAUAGAUAAAGAUAUACUCCGAUUCGAGCCCGACUUAAAGUUUUAUCUACCUAUUGGUUUUUACGCAUAUACAUUACAGGAACUUUAUCAACCCAAUACAUAUGAUAAAUUUAUGUUGGCACAAGGUAAACUCGCUUUAGCAGGUAUAAUCGAUGGCAUAUCAUUCAAAUUUCCAUCUUCUCCGCCACUUUCACAGCCUAUGGACAUUCCGAAUAACCAAUACUGUAAUAGAAAUAAUUUGCCGGAAAAUUGCACCGAUAGUGUGUGCACGUGUACGCACAGAUUAGAUAUUCCGCUCAAUGCAAUUGUCGAGAUAGUGCUGGUAGAUGAAGUACAAGGGGCUAAUCUGUCUCAUCCAUUCCACAUGCAUGGAUACGCAUUUUAUGUGAUGGGUAUGGGAACUGCUAAUGUGAGUAGUAUUAACUGGAAAAUAGUACAGGAAAUGGACAAAAGAAAUCUAGUCUAUAGAUGUUUCGAUAACCCAGUCAGGAAAGAUACCAUUGCAGUUCCAUUUAAUGGCUAUGUUGUACUGCGUUUCCGUGCAGAUAAUCCUGGCUACUGGUUAUUCCACUGUCAUUUCAUCUAUCAUCAGAUAGUCGGCAUGGAAAUGCUUCUAAAGGUCGGCAAGCAAGAGGACGUUCCGCCAGUGCCAAGAAAUUUUCCAAAGUGCAACCAGUAUUUGUCAACUAUUGGAUACAAUGCGUAUCCUCCGUUCACCCAAAGCACGUACAAGCCAUAAUCACAAUUCUUAUAAUCACUAUAUAUACAUAUGCAAAAGAUAAUUUAUAAAAAAAUUGUUGGUACAAAUACGUAUAUAAAAAAUUACAC
Molecule: messenger RNA, 2402 nt
Organism: Camponotus floridanus (Florida carpenter ant)
Lineage: Eukaryota; Metazoa; Arthropoda; Insecta; Hymenoptera; Formicidae
Product: laccase-1
Exons: 10
Coding region: 22-2313 (763 amino acids)
Biological process (GO): iron ion transport
Cellular component (GO): plasma membrane
Molecular function (GO): oxidoreductase activity; copper ion binding
Source: RefSeq, a predicted model, not a curated record